CAUAUAUUUAUUGCUCUCUCUGUUUUCCAAACUAUAAACUACUGUUUGCAUUAUUUUUCUCUCUAUAUUUCUUCCUGUUUGAAUCAGUUCUAUAUUCUCAUCAUAUUCUUCUUUUAUUCAUUUUCUCCAACAUACUUUCUCACCAUCAUUCAUUCUACUAUUUUAUUCCCAACUACCUCUUUCUAUCUUUUCUCACUUUCCAUUAAUCUCCUUCUCCCUCUCUGCCUCAUCAUUAGAGUAUUACCUAAAUGAAUUUAAAAGAGUUAACGUUUCCAAAUGAAGUGAAUUUAUUGAGAACUAGAAUGAGAUGAUAGUAUAUUACCGUGGAACAUGAGAGAAUUGAGUGGUAAGUCGGAAAAUAGUAUCACUACUGCUUAGACAACAGCGACAAGGACAACAUCAAAAACAAUAACAGCAGCGGCAGCAGUAGCAGUUACAGCAGCAGUAGCAUCAACAGCAGAGGCAGUGGAAACAGUUUUGGUGGUGGCGGCAACAGCAGCAGCAACUGGGUUUUGUCGCAGAGGCAUAAUUGAGGUAAAAGAAAAAGGAAAAAGAGGAAAAGGAGAAGUGUAAGACAAGAAAUAGAAGCCAUAAACCAUGAAGUGGAUACACAUUGAUAAGAAAUAGCCAGAAAUGUCUGGGGGGGGAUCUCUACAAAAAACAUCUUUCCUACACCCCACCAAAAACAAAACAAAACAAAACAAAGCAAAAAGAAAACAAAAUUAAUAUGAAAAAUAUUUUAAAAUACAUGUAUUGUAAAUCUAUACCAUUUUAAGUAUAUGUUAAGAAUUAAAGAAAGUAAAAUCCCUUCUUUGCUGUUGAAGUAUCACCUAACAAGGAAUACCUUUUUUCCCAAUUUCACUGUAUAACUUGUUUUGCUUGCGUGGAGGAAGAUUUGACAAUUUACCAUAGUACUACUAGCAGCAUCAGAACUAGCAAGAGGCAUUAAAGAGGAGGAAAAAAAAACAUCCAAAAACCAACAAUGUUGUACCUUUUGCCAAUAAGUCCUGUUAGGCUUUGGGCUGAAGUAUUUCGGGUUCAUGGAGAUGGGGAGUACAUGCGAUGGGAACGUGUAUCAGAUGAUGUGGUGCCUGUGAACAUAUCCUGUAUUGAAGAUACUCCGGACACAAUAUUUCAAAUAACUGCUUACAAUCGACAUGUGGAGAAAAUAUUUGAUGUUAAAAUAGUCCAGCCAGGAACUAUUAUUUGCCCUGCCACAGAUUGUUUUGUGCACUGGCGAGAUCCUUGGUAUGACUGUGAGUGGGGUCUCAAUUUCACGUCAGCUCCGGAUGCACGGAAAUUUAGGGACUGUUGUUCAUCUUUGAGUGACACUGUAAGACAGUUGGUUAAAGCUUUUAGCCAAAACAGUGGUCUGGCACAUUCUGUACGUGUUCACUCUUGGAAUCAACGUCAUACAAUAAGUGGCCAUGAAUUCUCCAUGAGUUCAAGCAGCAUAAGUACCAGAGUGACCAAUGCUACUACUUCAACCAUCACAUCCACCAAUAAUACUGCAAUAACUUUAGCAGCAAAUAAAUUCGCCACUGCUGUUGCUACCACCGCCGCCACCACCACCACCACCACAGCAACAACAACAACUACUGCUGAUCUUAAACCUUCAACUGAUGCUAAGUUAAGAAAAAUAACUGAAGAUAAGGCUUCAAGACACAGCAUCUGUAUAGAUACAAUUCUGUUUCCCACACAGAGAUUCGCACGGAAGGCUUCCUCAGCCAACUCUCUACGUCUGAGUCCACCUAAGACUCACAACAAUUUGGGGAAUAUUUCACUGCCUUAUAUUGGUGGUGCAGCAGAAGAAAAAUUAUCAAACUGCCAGUUCUGCUUUCGCAGUAUUCCAAAUUUGCAGAGGCCACAGGCAAAGUUCUCAUCAGUUUCCUCUCCAAAUUCACCUGUUGCUCAGUCACGACGAGUAAUUUCUUCUCCAUUGACCCUGGCCUCCGAUGUUAAUGCACAAGGCUAUGCUUCUGAUUCUGAUGUUGUGGACUCACAUGACUCCCAGUGCUGCCCUCCUUCCUCCUCCGACGUAGGUGUUCUCAAUGAGGCUGCGACCAUGCCCAGGAUGAAGCACCGCGAGGUGCAUGAUUCACGUUCACUUCAUCGGCCUGCACUAUCAAAGCCUGCAUCUGAUGUGUCAGUUUAUGAUAAUGUAUCAUCGUCUCCUGCCCGUCGAUCAUUGGCUGAUACUGAUAGUGCAUCCCACACAAUGCGACGAUCUGAUUCGCCAGCUUCCAUGUCCAAACUCACUGAAAGCACGGCAAAUGAAGAAAGCAAGGAACGACCCAAUUUGGUUACUCUUUCGGAAUCCCCAAAGAAAGGGAGUAGUCAUUCUGAACCAGAAACUCCGGAAACAUGUACAACUUUUGGACGGGAUUUAGCUUGCUCGCCAAAAGAUAAUAAAAUGGUGGAAACAGUCAAGAUGGAAACGGCGUUUGUCGGGGAUAUUUUCAAAAAUCAAUCACCUUUAUCCAAUUCCAGAGGGGGUGCGGGGUAUUCGGCCCCUGCAGCUUCAAGUUCUAGUUCUGCUGUAAGGGCUUCAGCUCCAGCGUCUGGUGGAAAAGGACAUGGACGUACCCACCCAUCUACGUCCGAAUCCCCAGAGUCGGAGUGGCCAUCCCCACCUGAGCCUCUGACCCCGCAGACGCCUAACGUCCCCUUUGACAAUAUAGACUUUGACAGUGAUUCGCUGAGGCGGAUGCUUCGAUCACUUCCAGUGUCCCCUAUUGAAAAGGAAGACAACGAUCAAGGGUUUCAUGAAGAUCCCUAUAUAGAUAAUAGAGGACAAACACACCACCGACGUUAUCCUUCGGUGUCAAGAACAAAGAGUCUUAACAGUUAUGAUCGGGGUGGUUCUUCAAAGCCAUCGGUGCCGCACCAACCAUAUUCUGUUGGGUACCCUUGCAGAGAUGACUCAUUUGUAUCAAUGCUCAAGAACACAGAUCUGCCAAAAUCUAAACAGGCAAAAAUGCUUGUGGAAUACGAACUUCAUUUACGAAACAAGUGUGCCCGUGACAGUUAUCCAGAUAGUGGUAUUGGAGGGGUUGCAUCAGAAACUACUGGUUCAUUAUGGUCAGGGGAUAGCAGCAAGUCAGCUGGAGCAAACAAAGGUGCUGGAGCUCACAUACGCACAAGUGCUGGCAUAGGAAGUAGUGGCUGUGGUACAGCUGGUAAACAGAGUGAUUACAUAGUCCAGUUUGGGGAUGCUCUUGAUGUCAAACCAUAUCUUAGUAUUGAGCCCUCAGAUGACGAGCCAGGCGACAGUGAUAGUAGCAUACAUACCAUGACGUCCGAGUCACAGCUAUCGUAUGGCAAGCAGAGUGGUGCUAUUCGAAAGGCAGGAUGGCUGGUUGUCAAGAACUGGUUAAUCCAUAAAAAACGCAAAUUGGAACUUGCUCCUAAACGGAAUUGGAAGCGUUACUGGGUAUGUCUAAAGGGAACCAUGCUGCUAUUCUUUGACUGUGAUGAAGAGAGUGCUAUCACAGAAGAAAGUGCCCCAAGGCAUGUACUAGGUGUUCGUUACUUUUCAGUCAUCGAAGGCGGAAUAGCACAGGCCGUACCCGAACACCCCAAGAGGGAAAAUAUUUUCUCUCUCAGCACUGCAUUUGGAGAUGCUUACCUAUUUCAGGCACCAUCACAGAUAGAACUGGAGAACUGGAUCCGUGCCAUUCAUUCAGCGUGUGCAUCGCUGUUUGCAAGGCAGCAUGGGAAAGAUAACACCCUGAAGUUGCUUAAAAGUGAAAUUCAGAGAUUGGAAACCAACAUAGAUAUGGAUGUAAAAAUGAAAAAAAUGGCUGAACUUCAACUGACAGUAGUGACUGACCCCAAGAGCCGAACAGCAAUAGUGAAGCAGAUUAACCAAUGGGAAGAGAAUCUAGAAAAGUUGUUUAUAGAGCAGUAUCGGUUACGUUGUUAUAUGGCUUCACUUCAAGGAUCGGAACUUCCCAACCCAAAGAGUCUGCUAGCAAAUGUGUCCAAAUCAACAAAGGGAAUACUGGGCCGACUUGGCAUCUUCACCGUGACAUCAUUCCACGCUCUGGUCUGUGCUCGUUCUCCACCAACCAUGACUGCCAUGCAAGGGAAGACUCUGCCUGCGAAAAAAUCAACUCCUUAUGUUCCUAAGAGCAACGAACCACAAGGAGGAACAUUGGGACGACAUCCACAUCAAAUGGCCAAUCAAAUGCCACUUGCCCCACCUAGCCAUGUUGAAAAACAUUUACACAAAGAUUUUGAAAAAGAGCAACGAGAAGGUAGACAAACUCCUGAUCAACUUCCGAGUCAUCGUUCUGAUACCCCAGACAGUAGCGCUAAAGAAGGACUGUCAAAAAUCUCCUUACCACACAACCAGGUGACAGAUAGAGCAAACUGGAAGAAAAAAUGGUACAGCUUCCAUCCCAAAAGGCUGAUGUCACACAGUACAAUAUUGGUUGGAGUGGAUGAAAAGUCAACAGUUCAAGAUCUCCUGGAAUUUGUAUGCUCAAAACGAGGUCUUAGUACAGCUGAUCAUUUUGUGCGGUUACAAGUAUCUCAGGGCAAUUACAGCAUCCCACAUAGAUGUGAACUAAUAAAAAAGCUGAAAUAUGAAGCCAUUGAAGUCUGCCAGAAAAGUUUGUUCCAUAUUGAACUAACGAAAUCAGUCGCAGAUCCUGAAUUUGGCUUCCGAGUGGAGGCAGAAUUAUCAGAUCACUAUGAUAAGGAUGAUGAAUUACAAGUUUAUGUAUGUGAGAUCAAACCAGGAGGUUUAGCUCAUCGGAAAGGGUUGAUUCCUGGGGAUGAAAUUUUAAUCAUCAAUGGAAAGAUAGUCUCAGAGCUUGAUAUGGUAUUCAUUGAAGCCUUGCUUCAUGAAUCCCAUUCUUUAUGUAUGACGGUUCAAACCUGUCGUGUUCAGGUUCCAACUGUGGUCAAUGCAGGAGGGCCGUCAGCAGAUACCAAUGACAGCAUUAUCCAAAAUACCAUUGGCACUCCUCCACAGCCUAGAGACAAAGCCUUAGCUGAUUUGUCUGUAGGCUCUCCAGGUCGAGAUUCCAGACAGGGCACUUUGUCACCACGAAAAUCACCAUUACCACCAAAGCUCUCUCCAAAAGAGAUUGAUGUUCUUCUAAAGAAUACUGAGCAGGUGACUGCAAUGUGCCGUCUUCCUAAUGAACCUUACCAGUUUGGAGAAGCUCCUUCCAGACCCUUAUCUGAAGCACAGAAGUUAAGGAAGGUCAUCAUGGAACUUCUGGAAACAGAGCGUGCCUAUGUGAAGGACCUCAAUGUGUUGAUUGAGCGGUAUUUAAAUCCUCUGAAGGCAGAGACACUCUUGACAUCGGAUGAGAUAAUGCAGUUGUUUGGUAAUAUCCAGGAGAUUGUUCAAUUUCAGGAACAAUUUCUGCAAAGUUUAGAAGAAGCCAUAGAGCUAGGGGGUGACUUCUUCACCCUUGAUGACCCAAAGAAAUUUCGGGAUGAAGAACUCAGGCGUGUUCUGUUUUCUCUGGGUGGCUCUUUUCUGUAUUAUGCCAACCAUUUCAAGGUGUACAGUUCCUUCUGUGCUAGUCAUUCAAGGUCGCAAAAGAUCCUCAACCCAGACGCUAAUGCAGCCUUGAAGGAAUUUCUAUUGGCAAGAAACCCCAAGCAACAACACUCUUGCACUUUAGAGUCAUUUUUAAUUAAACCGAUCCAGCGAAUUUUGAAAUAUCCACUUCUAUUACAACAGCUGUGCCAACUGACUGAUCCAGAGACAGACGAACAUUACCAUCUCUCAGAGGCCCUUCGUGGAAUGGAAGCUGUAGCAGAACAUAUCAAUGAGAUGCAGAAAAUUUAUGAGGAGUAUGGUUACUCUUUCGAUGAACUAUCUCGUAUGUACAAAGAACAUCAUCCACACAAUAAACCGGUAGACUUGAGUGUUGGAGAACUGCAAAUGUAUGGGACUGUACAAUGGUGCAAUGCUAUAGAUUUCCUUGGGAAGAUCAAGAAAGGGACAGACCUGGAGAAUGUUGUGUUCGUUUUUAAAACUGGAAUUGUCUUUCUGUGCCGUGAGAGGGUAAAGAGAAAAUUGAAGAAGAGUAGUAACAGCCGGAAUGCUCCAAUGUCUGAGGGCUAUGAUGCCAUACCCCGUUUCCGCACCCUAAUCCCUGUACAUGAGGUGCAAGUUGUGAGCGGCUCACGGGCAGAUUGUGAGAGGCACUAUUGGUGGCAGCUAAUCCAUUCCAAGUCUGAGGUAGAAGGCCGGCCAGAGAGGCUGUACCAAUUUUGCAACUGCACAUCUGAGGCUAAAACGGAUUUCAUGAAAGUUAUCAGACAGACUAUUAGAGACAGUGUUCGAAAAAUGGCCGUGCCAUCAGCACGGCAGACUGCCAAAACCAAAUACAUUCCAUUUGGUGGUAAGCGGCUUGAGUGUCUGGGAGCUAAUCCACGCACUCUCAGUAAGAUGCGUGGUGGAUUAAAGGCUCCAGAGGUCGAGAGACAUUCAGUGGAUUUUGAGGAAAACUUCAACAACUGCGAGUACGACAGCAUGUUUAGGACAAGAAGCAAAACAAUAGGCAACCUGAAUGAGGUGGCACAAGGAGAAGACAAGAAUGAGAAAAUAGCUGACCAGGUACCAGCCCGACCAGCUUCAUCUAUUGCUAACCCUUAUAGCACAGCGCCUCAUGGAAUGUCUAGCCGGCAUCUAAGAGCUGCUGCACGAGAGCAGUCAGGUUCUAGGCCAACCUCACCAAGGCCCACCAGUGGGUCCCCAGUUUGGAAACCACGCCAGGACCCCAGUGGCUUUGGCAUUUCAGGUACAAACAAACCGGGGACACCAACGCAAGUUCUGCCCUCACAUGCUGUUGCCAGUGCACUAAGCAGCUCUGAGGCUUCAACACCAACCACAUCAUCAGCAUAUGGAGAUUACUCUGAUGUUGUCUACCGGGCUGAUACCCCUAGUCGGGUGAUCACGCACCAGCCCUCCCAUUGCAUCGCCUACAAGGACACUGAGUGCUGAGCCAGAAGAAUGGGAAUUGAUUAAUCAAUUAAUUAACCAUAGUAACACAUCUUUAACAUCGCAGGGAAAUUAAAACAAAGAAAAUAAUUAAUUUCCCUGGAAUAGUGUGGGUUUUUUUUCUUCAGUAUUUGUUGAAAAAGAAAAGAAAGAACAACAAAAAAAAACCCCAAAGACUGUGUGUUUCUUCUGAGUCAUGUUUUCAAUGUACUCCACGACUGAUGAACACUGGGAGUUGCUGGAGCAAGUAUUCUCUCUCUCUCUCUCUCUCUCUCCCCCUCUCUCUCUCUCUCCCCUCCCCUCUCUCUCUCAUCUGCUGUCACACAAAUGUACAUACACACAUUCACAUGUGCAUAUAUGUGUGUGUAAUGAGAUGAGACAUCAUGUAAAGACAUUUAUUUAUUUAUUUUAUUUAUUUAUUUAUUUAUUUAUUACUGUUAAUUAUGUCAUAUUUUCAGUAAAAAAAUCCCAAUGAGAUUAGUGAUGUUGUAUCAAUGGUGAUAAAUGACAUGUAACCUACAUGUUCUAUAAUGAUAACUGCAUAGAUACAUGCAAGGUGAACAACUCUUUCAAUAUACUUAGUAUAUUUAGUUAGUGGGUUUUUUUCUCAAUAUGCACAAUGGAAACUAAUGUAAAACCUCACAGCCAUAGAAUUAGC
This is a messenger RNA of Octopus bimaculoides (California two-spot octopus), 7628 nucleotides long. RefSeq names its product protein still life, isoform SIF type 1. Lineage: Eukaryota; Metazoa; Mollusca; Cephalopoda; Octopoda; Octopodidae. Gene Ontology annotation, molecular function: guanyl-nucleotide exchange factor activity; protein binding. The record is from RefSeq and is a predicted model, not a curated record. Gene Ontology annotation, biological process: small GTPase-mediated signal transduction; activation of GTPase activity.